GCGCCCAAUCCUUGCUCACACUACAUAAAGAGGCACCCAUCGCGUACCACUCUGCCCUCUCGCCCAAAAACCCUAGCCCUCGCGCUGCCGCCGCCGCCGCUCCCAGCGUUCGAGCUCCUCGCCGCCCGCGAGCUCGCGCUGCAACGUAGCCAUGAAGUUCAACAUCGCGAACCCGACCACCGGGUGCCAGAAGAAGCUUGAGAUCGAUGACGACCAGAAGCUGCGUGCCUUUUAUGACAAAAGGAUCUCCCAGGAGGUCAGUGGUGAUGCUCUUGGCGAGGAGUUCAAGGGUUAUGUCUUCAAGAUCAUGGGUGGCUGUGACAAACAAGGCUUCCCAAUGAAGCAAGGAGUGCUAACUUCUGGGCGUGUCCGCCUUCUGCUCCACAGGGGUACCCCAUGCUUCCGUGGGUAUGGCAGGCGUGAUGGUGAGCGCAGGAGGAAGUCGGUCCGUGGUUGCAUUGUCAGCCAAGACCUAUCUGUUAUCAACCUGGUGAUUGUCAAGAAGGGUGAGAAUGAUCUGCCUGGUCUGACCGACACGGAGAAGCCCAGGAUGAGGGGACCUAAGAGGGCCUCCAAGAUCAGGAAGCUCUUCAACCUUGCCAAGGAUGAUGAUGUCCGCAAGUAUGUUAACACCUACCGCAGGACUUUCACUACCAAGAAUGGCAAGAAGGUGAGCAAGGCUCCUAAGAUCCAACGGCUUGUGACUCCCUUGGUCCUCCAGAGAAAGCGUGCUAGAAUUGCUGAUAAGAAGAAGAGGAUCGCCAAGAAGAAGUCUGAGGCUGCAGAUUACCAGAAGCUGCUCGCCCAGAGGCUCAAGGAGCAGAGGGAGCGCCGGAGCGAGAGCUUGGCAAAGAGGAGGUCCAAGCUUUCUGCUGCUGCCAAGGCUUCUGCUACCUCUGCGUAGGAAUGUUCAGAGUUUGAGAUGUUUUUUAAGGCCUACCAAAGUUACAGCUUAAGAACUUCAUGCUCUGCGUUGGAUCAGUCGACCCUCUACUUAGCUUUCUCGAGUAAUUGUUACAAUUUUGCAUGAUCAUGAUACUGGCUUGUCCGAAUUUUUCGAGUACCUGAGGUUUACUAUGUCGUUUCUAUUGUGAAAGUUGGACCGUCA
Messenger RNA from Phragmites australis (common reed), 1108 nucleotides. RefSeq names its product small ribosomal subunit protein eS6-like. Gene Ontology annotation, biological process: translation. The record is from RefSeq and is a predicted model, not a curated record. Bases 152 to 904 code for a protein of 250 amino acids. The transcript is spliced from 6 exons. Gene Ontology annotation, cellular component: ribosome. NCBI's taxonomy places the organism in Eukaryota, Viridiplantae, Streptophyta, Magnoliopsida, Poales, Poaceae. Gene Ontology annotation, molecular function: structural constituent of ribosome.